Messenger RNA from Tachysurus fulvidraco (yellow catfish), 2523 nucleotides. It is a transcript of the gene dact3a, whose product is annotated as dishevelled-binding antagonist of beta-catenin 3a. Gene Ontology annotation, biological process: negative regulation of canonical Wnt signaling pathway. Bases 318 to 2303 code for a protein of 661 amino acids. The transcript is spliced from 4 exons. The record is from RefSeq and is a predicted model, not a curated record. Lineage: Eukaryota; Metazoa; Chordata; Actinopteri; Siluriformes; Bagridae. Gene Ontology annotation, cellular component: cytoplasm.
GCGUGGUCAUCUUAUAAAUAGUAAUUAUGCGGGAAAGAAAUUCUGGCCAAUCAGAAUUGUAUAUGGUUGGUAUGCUAAUUAGCAAUUGACAGCUGCAGAAGAAUCCCAUGCAGUCCAGGCGUAGCAGAGCAGAGAUGGAGAAUGGAGUUGGAGUUUUGGGAAGCUGCGGUUCAAACUGCGGUUUUUGAGCAUGGUUAACCGGAUAGAAUGGUAACACAAGUCUCGGGACAAUAGGAGCGUGUAUGUAGAGUACAGCGGUGGAGUUUUAUUCAGUUGUUCCAGGGGGUUUAUUUAUAUAUAUAAAAAAAAGCGGUUUUAUGAUGCACCGAGCUUUUUCUUUUGCGAUGGCGGCAGAACGGAGCCGGUAUAAGGAGAGACUGGAGGCGACUCUGGCCGGUUUGUGUGAGCUGGAGAUGCUGAAGCAACGGCAGGAGAGUCUCGUCCUCAGCGCGCUCAGUCUUGGAGACUCCGUCCCAGGCUGUGUGCGCGCACCGUGGCCACUCAUUCGGCAUUGCUUCCCUAAUUCUGCAAACCUGGAGCAGGAACCACAAGCAGAACAGCAGGGUUCAAUGGCAGUUCUUCAGCAGCAGGUAGGAGAACUGAGAGUGGAUACAGAGAACAGCUCACUGGAGCACCCCACAGACACAGGAGAUACCGGACCAAGUUCAGGUUUCUGUGAGCAGAGAGAGAGUCAGUCUCCUCUGGACUCCGGUGACCUCUCCUCCAGGACCUCAUUCCCCAUCCAGUCAACUAGUUCCAGUGAAAGACUUAAGUCUGUGGAUACGUUUGUGACCAGCCGUGAUGGACUGCAGGACUGUGGAGGCUCUACAGGACGGUCUCCGGUUCCACGCUCGCUCUCAGGCCCCCAGCCACCUCUAAUGGGUCUAUCAAAGAGAGGUGGGGAGGUGGAGCACUGGCUAUGGCCUGAAAGUAAUGAAGCAGGAGAUGAAGUUGAUUCCACUGCAGAGGACUACCAUCAGGCUCAGAAUGUGGAGACCUACAUAGUGGGUCUGAUCCAGCGACGUCUUCUGGCCACAAAGCAGUGCAAACCUCGUACCAACAUGAGUCCUGAGGCCAGAGGAGUGAUGAGGCAAAGUAGUCUUUGCUGCAAGGAGCCUGUCUUCAUUCCUGAUCACUGCAAGGUCUCUUCAAGCCCCGAGAGACCAAAAUGGUGUACAUAUAACCUUGAAGAGGAGCGGCUUAGGGGCUUUUCCCCUGGAGAGCAGCUCCCUUCUCACUAUCCAAGGCUUGAGGAGCAGAUCCCUGCUCAUUUCUCAAGACCCGAGGAGCAGCACCCUAGCCAUUAUCCCAGGCCUGAGGACAAGCUGUCUACACAAUAUUCCAGGGCUGCACUGCCAGGAAUUCACUCCACAUCUCUGGAUUUCACCUCUGGAGAUUUAGACCCAAGCAGUAGUGAAGCAGACUCACCACAUCAUUACCAGCUCCCACACUCACCGUCUUCAGAGGAGCAGUUAGUCAAUGCACAAUACAUCCCAGCACAGCCAUGCCAGGCACCAAUGAGAGCCAAAACAUCUCGUGCUCAUGCAGCCCCAAAAGCCAGCCGUGGUGGUGACACUUACUCCCCUGAAAGACCACAGCCCAAGCCACGGGCCAUGCCAAAGAAGUGCCGUUUUAGUGAAGAAAAGACAACAACUAAGAAACCUGGACGAAAAGCCUGUCGCUCACAGUCAGAGAAUAGCCUUUUGGGACAGAAGGGUGUCCCUGAACGAAAAUACAGUACAGUGGAGCGAGACACUGGCCGCACUAACCAGUCCAAAUCGCGACGCCAGCAGGCCAGCCUUGGGCACCGCCGCUGGCGUUCUACACUAGAGCUCAGCCAGGAUGAAGCCGAGCCCACACCAGAGCGAGAGGUUAGACGCACCCGCAGAUCUAGACCUACAGCGUCUGCACCAACCUACGUCUACAAUCAGACUCCUCAGCACCUUCAUUCACAUCAUCCACACCACUUUCCUCAUCCUCAACUUCACUCAGACUACCCACUGCAAACCUCAGUGUGCCGUCCAGAGGGGGGCUACAAGCACUCAGGCCCUGGAGAGUGGGAGUCCAGUCUGAGUGAAGGGGAGUCCCCUGGCUCCAGUUCAAUGUCUAGUGACUCUGACGAGAGUGGAGGGCUGGUGUGGCCUCAGCAACUUGCACCACCAUUGGCUCCUCCUUCACCCCCCACACCUUCUGGGGCACCCCUGCAAUCCAAAGCCUUGGUAAAGAUUAAAGCCUCACAUGCUCUCAAGAAGAAGAUCCUUCGUUUCAGAACUGGUUCUCUCAAAGUCAUGACCACUGUUUGAGCUACCGGUUUAAGCAUCUGUGGAGGUCUUUUCUCAUCACUGUCUUGGGAUACAAUGCAGAAAGUUUUAAGUUCAAGCUACCUGCGUCAGAUUAUGGUGAAUCUAAACCUAAAACCACCAUGUAUAUAAUUGUGUAUGUGAUAAAAAUGCUUGUAUUUAUGAUUGUACUCUGUAAAUAAAAAACUGCCAAUGGUUUAAACACCUGCAUGCAACAAAACAA